AUGUCUGGAUCUAAUGAAUGUGUACGUAAGAAGAGUGGCUUGGCGGGUUUAAUGACGACUUUGGGAAUGGGAUAUGUGGGUGCAGUAUUAGUGCAUUGGAAGAGCCAGGGACUUGGCUGGGUUUUGCUGGGUCUUAUGAAUUCUCCGGUAUCUUUGGUGGCGGAUGUAAACUUAGCUGAUUUAGCUGUCAUAACUGUGCUGAGUGUAAUGCACUGGAUGCUGGUGCGGAAGUGGAGUCGAGGUCGGAUUUCUGGGGAGAAGAUGGUGAUUGGACUGGGGGCUGUGAUUGCUUUGUGGCUGCCGGUGCAGAAGGCCGUAUCUGGUGGCCGAGUGAGUGCUGGAAUGGCUUUGCUGUCUGGUUUGAGUAUUUGGCUGGUAGUGGUGUAUGAGUGUUUAUGGGGACGAGAUGUCCUGGAAGGCGAGAAGAGUGGUGAUGGUGGGGGAGUAAAGAUGGGAUUGUUGCGGUACUUGGUUCGACGAACGAGUAUUUGGCAAGUUGGGCUGGUUAGUGCUGGUCCGGUACUUGGUGCUUGGCUGCUGGCUAGAAGUGGUGAUGGUAGUAUUUUGGGUUUAGGAAUGGCUUUGGCUGGAGUGAUUUUUGAUGGAUGGGUGGUCUUUGGCCUGUUGCACUUUAUACUGCAUACGCAUUUGUACAACAUUAAGCACUUCUCCCAGGGGAUUACUGUUUUGGCCGAUGAGAAUAGUGAAGAUACGUUGUACAACUAUAUGGUGCUGAGUAAUUACAAUGACGGUUUAGUGGAGGAUAAAGAGACGAAGGAGAAGAACCGAGAAGUAUUGUAUGGCAAUUUAUUGAGUGUACUGGGAAAGAUAGAGGAUAUGAUGUUUUUAAUUGCACGGCGGCAAGUAGUUAGAACUAAUGUCAUGCCGAGUGAGAAGAUUAGGAAGGUCCCGGAGAUGUUACUGUGCAACCGUGAGACCGGAGGAGUAGUUGAGUACGAUAUGGGUCCAAGACUGGUUUCAAAAGGAAUUUGCUAUCUGUUUGGGCGGUUGGUGUAUGCCCAGGCCCUGGAGAAGGCGAGACGGGCCCGGCCAAUUGUGGAAAGAAUGAAGAAACUGGCCUGGCAGAUGGAUGUGUCUAAAAGGAAGCGAAUUAUGCAGGCAUUAGGAAAUAUUAAGCGUGAAAGUGAGAAGGUCGCUAUGGUAAAUACGGGAGAAUUACUGCGAAUGGUAGAUCUAUGGGUCUGUGGGUUUUCAUCGUAA
This is a messenger RNA of Nematocida homosporus, 1221 nucleotides long. RefSeq lists its product as uncharacterized. Lineage: Eukaryota; Fungi; Microsporidia. The transcript has a single exon. The record is from RefSeq and is a predicted model, not a curated record. The coding region runs from base 1 to 1221 and encodes 406 amino acids.